CCUCCCCAGAACUCAGCUCCCGCCCCCGCCCCUCGAGGGAUGGAGCUCCUCCCACCCACGCUCCUUGGAGAAGUUCGAGAUUUCCAAGGGCUCGCGCACGGGCAAUGCAUGCCUCAUCGAGAGGCGGGGUCACACUCAGAGCCAAUGAGAGUUUGAGGGGGCGUGGAGGGCAGGGAAUCUUCCAGAGGCAGAAAUCCACGGAAGUUCUAAAGAGGGUUCUGGCAGUCUUGGGAGAGAGUUAUGCAGUCUAAACGGGAGUGUGAGCAAUGGUGUGAGAGGGUGAAUCCAGAGAACAAGGCAGCCCUGGAGGCGUGGGUAAGGGAGACUGGCAUCCGCCUGGUGCAGGUCAACGGGCAAAGGAAGUAUGGCGGGCCGCCCCCAGGCUGGGUGGGCAGCCCGCCACCUUCAGGGUCCGAGGUGUUUAUCGGACGGCUACCGCAAGAUGUGUACGAGCACCAGCUGAUCCCACUCUUCCAGCGCGUGGGGCGCCUCUAUGAGUUCCGACUGAUGAUGACCUUCAGUGGCCUAAACCGUGGCUUUGCCUAUGCGCGCUACAGCUCACGGCGCGGCGCCCAAGCUGCCAUUGCUACGCUGCACAACCACCAGCUGCGGCCUUCUUGCCAGCUCCUGGUGUGCCGAAGCACCGAGAAGUGCGAGCUGACGGUGGAUGGGCUGCCUGCGAGCCUGAACCGCCGUGCGCUACUGCUAGCCCUGCAACCUUUGGCUCCCUGCCUGCAAGAGACACUGCUGCUACCUAGCCCCCGUUCUGCGCCCUCUCAGAUUGCGCUGCUCAAGUUCAGCACGCAUCGAGCUGCUGCCAUGGCCAAAAAGGCCCUGGUAGAAGGGCAGUCCCGCCUCUGUGGAGAACAGGUGGCUGUGGAGUGGCUCAAGCCAGACCUGAAACACCACUUCCGCCAACAGCUUGCAGGUCCCUCGCUGCGGUUCCUACAGCCAGAGGGCAGCCAGCUAACCCAGACCAGGGACAAGCUAGGGUCCCAAGGGGCUCGGGCUGCUCUGCAGCUGCUGUGCCAGCGAAUGAAGCUGGGCAGCCCAGUGUUCCUUACCAAGUGUUUAGCAACAGGGCCCGCUGGCUGGCAUCGCUUUUGGUACCAGGUUGUGAUCCCCGGGCACCCAGUGCCUUUCAGUGGCCUCAUUUGGGUUGUGCUGGCUUCUGAUUGGCAGGAUGGGCAUGAGGUGGCCAAGGAUGCUGUGUCUGCACAGCUGUUGGAGACACUGAGUGAGUCUAGGACCCGCUUGUGGUCUCCUGGGGCUGAGGCAGGUACUAUGGUUAAGCAGUGACCCCCCUCCCGUUCUUGCUACAGGCACCCUAAAUGGGUAGGAUGAGCCUGUACCAAUCCCCAGCCCAGCAGGCCUGGGCAGCCACAACUUGACCCUAGAGGGACAGGGGCCUGGUGACAUGUUUCCCUGCUGGGACAGGACUCUGUCACACCUCAGUGCUACUUCAGCUGUGAGGAAC
Acomys russatus (golden spiny mouse) is the source of this 1477-nucleotide messenger RNA. RefSeq names its product DND microRNA-mediated repression inhibitor 1 (gene Dnd1). Gene Ontology annotation, biological process: germ cell development; mRNA stabilization; negative regulation of miRNA-mediated gene silencing. The record is from RefSeq and is a predicted model, not a curated record. Gene Ontology annotation, molecular function: mRNA binding. The coding region runs from base 241 to 1299 and encodes 352 amino acids. Gene Ontology annotation, cellular component: cytoplasm; nucleus. The transcript is spliced from 4 exons. Lineage: Eukaryota; Metazoa; Chordata; Mammalia; Rodentia; Muridae.